AUGCCUCGAGAACAAGUCGAAUGGUGUACAAAACAAUCAUUGCAUGAUAAUGAUAAUAAAAUACAUAAACGUCAAUAUUGUACGUACUGUUCAAUUGUUAAUAUUAAUAAAAUAGACUAUCCAUAUUCGAGUUCAUUUGAACAAGAACAAACAUGGACAUUAGCACGAACAAUGUCAAGUCAUCAUAAACGAUAUCAAUCAUCAAUUGAAAAUAUUCAUUUAACAAUACCGCCUGUAUCAAAUAUUAGUAAAUCUUAUUUAUCAAAUACAAAUCAUAAUGAUUAUGAUAAUGAAAAAAUUAAAUUAGAUCGAUCUAUUUCACUAUUACCACCACUUCCACCAUCACGACAACAUGCAGUAUCAAUUCAUCGUUUAAAUCGUACAAAUACAGAUUUAAAAUUUAAUCAACAACAAACUUUAACUAAUAAUAAUUCAAGUUCAAAAGUAAAAUCUACUAUAAAAAAAACGCAACCAACAGGAAAUUUAAUGCGUAUUAUGCAUGUUAAUGGAGAAUUCAUUGUGCGUAUUUAA
Messenger RNA from Rotaria sp. Silwood1, 531 nucleotides. The record is from the annotation of a GenBank genome assembly. NCBI's taxonomy places the organism in Eukaryota, Metazoa, Rotifera, Eurotatoria, Philodinida, Philodinidae.